GAAUUCCUCCAAAUUUUAUUUAAAUUUUUGCGAGUAAGUAGCAAACUGCCGCUGUCUAUACCUUGCCUUUGUUUGACUUGUGUAAAGAUUAGAUUACGUUAAAUAUUCAGCAUGUUCUAAUCAAAAUCUAUACGCGACGCGCGGUAAUCGAUCAGUAUCGAUUGAGGAUCAAAGAUGACAGUUACCUAUACAAACGAAGUCGUCACAUCGAGACGAUUCAGUGUCUUUUUAAAACUUUUACUCAGAUGGAGAGGAUCAAUUUACAAACUAAUAUGGCGCGAUGUACUGUUCUAUCUAGGAAUGUACUACAUUAUUUAUUUCUCAUACCGAUAUGGUAUGGACGACACACAUAAAAAAAAUUUCAAAAUAUUUGUGGACUAUUGUCAAGCAUAUCACAAUUUUAUACCGUUGUCCUUUGUUUUGGGCUUUUAUGUCACGUUAGUGAUGGACCGAUGGUGGUCACAAUACACUUCAAUUCCGUUUCCGGAUAAUAUCGCUUUACUUUUAAGCGCAAGUAUUCAUCAACAGGACGAACAUGGCCGUCUUGUUCGUCGCAGCAUUUCACGCUACAUUUGUCUCACUUUUGCGAUGACAAUGACAAUGAUGUGCCCUCGAGUGAAAAAACGUUUCCCUACACUGGACCAUUUCGUCGAUGGCGGGCUAAUGCUCCCUGAUGAAAAGAAAAUAUUCGAAGACUUAGAACGAGAUUAUCCUGGUUAUACAAAAUACUGGCUUCCUGUGGCAUGGGCAGCAAAUGUUAUUAGUAAAUCUAGACAAGAUGGCCUCAUCACCACAGAUGUCUCCAUGCGUAAUUUAUACGAGGAAUUGUUCACAUUCCGUAGUAAAUGUGGCGGACUAUUAGACUAUGACUGGAUUAGCAUACCGCUAGUUUACACACAGGUGGUUACCAUUGCAGUCCAUGCAUUUAUCCUGACAGGAGUAUUCGCGCAGCAAUUCACAGAUCCAGAAAAAGAUCUAUACUUUCCGUUUUUAUUAAUCCUAGAAUAUUUCUUUUAUAUGGGAUGGCUGAAAGUAGCGGAAACAUUGAUUAAUCCAUUCGGCGAGGACGAUGAUGAUUUUGAAGUAAAUUGGAUGAUCGACAGACACAUGAUGGUCACAAUGCUAAUUGUUGAUAAAAUGCACAACGAGCAUCCUAAAUUAAUGAAGGAUCAAUAUUGGGAUAGUGUGGUACCGCAUCAUCUUCCAUACACUGUUGCUUCUGAACAAUGCAUGAGAGAAGAGGCUGUAGAAUCAACUAAGAACGUUAAUGUAAAGUCAUUUGAUGGUGAUAUUUUAAUUGAAUCAUCAAAGCUCACCAACAGAAAAACUCGCGAGAAUGUUGAUAGUCGUCAAGGUUGGUUUAAAAAGAUUACGACGCCGAAAAUGUCCCGCCAUCGGCCAGUUGGUAGGUCAAAGAGUCAAAGCUUUGAGAUUGAGAUGGAAAGUACAUUAUUGCGCAUACCAGAGUCGUCAACCCCCGAAACAUCUCCGCGAUCGUCAGAUUUAAGCGACUUUGAUAAACUGAAAAAAGAACGACAAGAUAAACGCUCGGAAAAACUAAAAAAAUACCUCCAACUACUAAAAAGGUCCGAUAUGAACGUUUCCGACGAGGAGAAACUUAUAAGUGAUAUAAUUCAUGAGUCAGCUAGCAGAGAAUAACAAAUUAAAUUUAUGCUCUAUAAUAAUUUUAUUUAAAUCUUUAAUUUAAUGUGAAAAUAAAGUUCUGCAUAUAA
Dalotia coriaria is the source of this 1733-nucleotide messenger RNA. RefSeq names its product bestrophin-4-like. NCBI's taxonomy places the organism in Eukaryota, Metazoa, Arthropoda, Insecta, Coleoptera, Staphylinidae. The record is from RefSeq and is a predicted model, not a curated record. The coding region runs from base 175 to 1659 and encodes 494 amino acids. The transcript has 8 exons. Gene Ontology annotation, molecular function: chloride channel activity.